AUGGCCAAUCUCCUGCAGCCUCAGUUUCCUCCAGCGCAGGAGCCGGGCUCCACCUCACCCCUGGACCUGCCUGAGAUGGAGAAGCUCCUCACCAAGGUAGAGGACAAGGAUGACAAGACCCGGAAUCUGUCCGAGUCCCUCUCGGGGGCUCUGGAUCUGGAGCAGAAUGGCCACAGUGUGCCCUUCAAGGCUAUCUCUGAGAAGCACCUGGAGGCCUCACUGCCCCGGUCCCCCUCGCGGGCCAGCUCGAGGCGGGCGUCCUCCAUCGCCACCACCUCCUGCGCCCAGGACCAGGAAGUCCCCAAAGAUUACCUCAUCCUUGCCAUCGCCUCUUGCUUCUGCCCCAUCUGGCCCCUCAACCUCAUCCCCCUCAUUUUUUCUAUCAUGUCUCGAAGCAGCGUGCAGCAGGGGGACCUCGAUGGGGCCCGGAGGCUGGGCCGCCUGGCCCGGCUGCUCAGCAUCACCUUCAUCAUCAUGGGGAUUGUCAUCAUCAUCGUGGCUGUGACCGUCAACUUCGCAGGAAAGUGA
Messenger RNA from Propithecus coquereli (Coquerel's sifaka), 528 nucleotides. It is a transcript of the gene TRARG1, whose product is annotated as tumor suppressor candidate 5. Bases 1 to 528 code for a protein of 175 amino acids. Gene Ontology annotation, cellular component: membrane. Lineage: Eukaryota; Metazoa; Chordata; Mammalia; Primates; Indriidae. The record is from RefSeq and is a predicted model, not a curated record. The transcript has 3 exons.